Molecule: messenger RNA, 6245 nt
Organism: Marmota monax (woodchuck)
Lineage: Eukaryota; Metazoa; Chordata; Mammalia; Rodentia; Sciuridae
Gene: Ak9
Product: adenylate kinase 9
Exons: 41
Coding region: 71-5740 (1889 amino acids)
Biological process (GO): nucleobase-containing compound metabolic process
Cellular component (GO): cytoplasm; mitochondrion
Molecular function (GO): ATP binding; AMP kinase activity
Source: RefSeq, a predicted model, not a curated record
CAGAUCCUGGGAGGCUGCAGAAGCGGCCGGUAUCCGGACUGUGGGUCCCCUGCGGCCAGUAUUUUGUAUUAUGAUUUCUCAAAAGAAGACAGAAGAGCAUCCUUUUGCAGAUAUAUUUGAUGAAGAUGAAACUGAAAAAGAUUUUUUGUUGUCCAAACCUGUUUGCUUCAUUAUAUUUGGGAAACCAGGAGCUGGGAAGACAACAUUAGCCAAUCAGAUAGCACAGACAUGGAAAUGUGUUCGUGUUGAAGCUUUACCUGUUUUGGAGGAAAUGAUUGCUACUGAAUCUGAAUCAGGAGCUAUGCUGCGGUCAAUGCUGAUCAGUGGUAACAGUGUUCCAGAUGAACUUGUCACAAAGCUAAUGUUGGAGAAGCUCAACUCCUCAGAAGUCUCUCACUUUGGUUAUAUUGUCACCGAAAUACCAUCACUUUCAGAGGAUGCCAUGACGGUUUUGCAGCAAGUAGAAUUAAUUAAAAAUUUAAAAUUGAAGCCUGAUAUUAUAAUCAAUAUUAGGUGCCCUGACUAUGAUUUAUGCCAAAGAAUUUCUGGGCAAAGACAGCACUGUAAUACAGGGUACGUAUACACUAGAGAUCAGUGGGAUCCUGAAGUCAUUGAGAGUCAUAGGAAAAAGAAGAAAGACACCCAUAAAGAAGGAAAAACUGAAGAGGAAGGAGAAGAGGAAGAAGAGCAAGAGGAGGAAGAGGCAUUUAUAGCUGAAAUGCAGAUGGCAGCUGAAAUUCUUCAUCAUCUAGUUCAGAGGCCUGAGGAUUAUUUGGAAAAUGUCGAAAACAUUAUUCAACUUUAUAAGGAAACAAUCCUUAAUUGUUUAGAAGAAGUAAUGGCUGAACAUAAUCCCCAGUUUCUCAUUGAGCUAGAUGGAAAUAAGCCACCAGAGGAGCUCUUUAUGACAGUUAUAGAACGACUCAAAUAUCUGAACCUAAAAAGAGCAGCUGUUGUGACCAAACUUCAGAGUUCAGAGGAAGAAAUGAAUGAUAUAACGGAAACUGACGAGCUAUUUCGUACUCUCUCAGCUUAUAAACUUAUUGCACCAAGAUACAGAUGGCGCAGAAGCAAAUGGGGACGCACAUGUCCUGUGGCUUUAAAAGAAGGUAACAUUUAUUCAGGAUUACCAGAUUUUUCUGUGAGUUUUCUAGGUAAAAUAUACUGUCUUUCAUCAGAAGAAACAUUAAAAAGUUUUUUAUUGAAUCCACGUCCAUUUCUUCUUCCACCUAUGCCAAUACCGCCAUGUAAAAUAUUCAUCUUUGGACCUCAAUAUUCAGGGAAAACGACACUUAGCCAUUUGAUUGCAAACUAUUACAAAGGAAAGGUCAUUGACUAUACCACAGUCGUUCAGCCAAUUUUUGAUGCAGCCCGUGAAUCAUUAAUAGAAAAUUCUAUAGCCGAGGCCACUGAAGCAGCUAUCAAAGUGGUGAAAGAAAAUCUUCUUGCAGAACUACAAGCUAAAAGACAAGCUGAGAAAAAAUUAAGAGAAUUCGAAAAAGAAUUGGAAAAAAAGGAGGAUGGAGAUGCAGUUAAUGAAGAAGCACACCGUCAAGAAUCUCAAACAAGCACUUCUUUAGAGGACACUGAAGAAGUCAAAAGAAAGUCAGACAAUACCCUUGAUGAGAAAGAAAUCAAUGGAACAUCUUCAGAGCAAAGGCAUUCUCAAGAUCCUAUUAAAAAUCAAAAUUUGAAUUUAGACUCAGAAGAUUCAAUUGAAGAGGUAACUGCAGAUCAUCCAGCAGUUAUUUCCAUGCUUGAAGAGAGUCUAAAAGCAACAUCGGAUAUGAACUUUGAAAAUCCCUAUGAAAAGCAUGCUGAAAUCUUGGAGGAAAUCCUCAAAGAAGUGAUGGAAGAAAAUAAAGAUAGGUUUUCUGGAGCCCCCCAAAAUGGAGGAUGGAUCUUGGGCAACUGCCCUCUUAUAAAGGAACUGUGGAUUGCCUUAAUUGAUAAAGGAAUUUUACCUGAUUUGGUAAUCCUUUUAUCAGAUACAGAAAACAAUGGAAAAUGUUUACUUAACAGAAUAUAUCUAAGGCAUAAAUCUGAAAUCAAUGCUAAGAUUUUAGAAAGAUUAUUAGAUGAACUACAAAAGAAAAAGCAGGAAGAAGCAGCAGAAAGAAGAGCCAAAGAAGAAGAAUUGAGAAUAGAAGAAGAAAAGCAAAGGCUAUUGGAAGCCAUAAACAAGAAAGCAAAAGAAAUUGAUGCUAUUUAUCACGAUCCUGAUGAAGAACUCGAAGGUGAGGACUAUGAUGUCCAUGAAGAAUCUGAAGUGCCUGAAAACAGACCGUCAUUAGUACCUGAAGAUUUGGAAAUGCCUGAAACAGAACAUAAAUUAGCCUCUGAGCCUAGUGAGGAUACUACAACAGGAACAGAAAUUACAAAAGAAUCCAAAGAGAUCAUGGAGAGUAAAGAAUCUGAAACAGUUGUACUGCCUGAGUUUCCAGAAGACACUUAUCCUGAUGUUCCUGAAAUGGAGCCAUUUAUAGAGCAGAUUAAUGCUUUCAAUACCACCUGGAAAACACUGGAAUCAGCAAUUAGUGAGGCUGGCGUUCAAAUUUUAAACUUGGAGAUUUCUGGGAAAACACCAAAGGAACUAUUUCAAAAAGUAGUCAACACUAUGGAAAAACCUUUUCAGUAUAGUGCAUGGGAGUUAACUAUAGAAGAUUAUGAUGAAGAAACAGAAGACUAUCAGGCUGAAGCUGACAUUGAUGAGGAUUUGGAUGAAGAGGAAGAAGAAGAGGAAGAGAGUGAAGAAAGAAUUAAAGAGAAAAGGAGGCAUUUGGGAGACACAAAGUCCUUCUGUCCAGUGGUUCUCAAAGAAAACUUCAUCUUACAACCAUGUAGCACAGAAGAAGCAGCUAAAUACCGAGAAAAGUUCUACUACUUUUCGAGUGCUGAGGCUAGAGAAAAGUUUCAGGAGAAUCCUGAAGACUAUGUGGCUCACAGCGAACCAUUAAAGGCUCCUCCACCAAGAAUAUGCCUUAUGGGCCCCCGUGGCUCUGGCAAAACUGUGUGUGGAAGACAUGUGGCAGAAAAAUUUGGCAUUUUUCACAUUCAGUUUGAAGAAGUUCUUCAAGAAAAAUUACUACUCAAAACUGAAAGGAAAUUUGGACCUGAAUAUGAGGAAGAUUCUGAUGAGGAACAAGUUGCAAAACAAGAACUUGAAGAACUUGCAGCUCAGGCCAAUGUUAAGAUUGAGGAUGAAAACGCAAAGACUCAGCCUCCAGAAGUACAACUUACAGAAGAAGAAGAAAUAAUCAAAUCAAGUCUAGUGGAAAGUGAGCCAUUGCUGCCUGAAAUUCUCGAAGUCAUUCUUUCUGAAUGGUGGCUUAAAGAACCAUUCCGCUCCACAGGUUUUAUACUGGAUGGUUUCCCACGGUAUCCUGAAGAGGCCUUGUUUCUAGGGGACCAUGGAUUUUUCCCAGAUACUGCUGUUUUUAUACAAGUUGAUGAUCAAGAUAUUUUUGAUCGCCUCCUUCCCUCCAAAGUCGAAAAGUGGAAGCAGAAACAAAAGAAGAAAUUGGAAAGGAAAAAACUCAUCAAAGACAUGAAGACAAAAAUCAGAGAUGACAAUAUUGCCAAAAGAAGGGCUGAGCUUAUUGCAGAGAAAGACAAAAGAAAAAAAGCAGAGGGUGGAUUUAGAGAAGAUGAAGAAGUUAGUGAGGAAGAGCCUGAUGAUGAUGAAGAUGAUAUUGAAAACAUCCUCGAAGAAGAGUUUCCAAAAGAUGAAGAAGAAAUGAGCGAGGAAGAUGAAGAACAGGAAAUUGAUGCAAUUGACCGCCUGAGAAGUGAACUGGGAGAAAAAUUUGAAACAGAAAUGAGUAAUUUACAAAUGAUACAGGAUGAAUUUGAGAAGUUUUUAAUACCAAUGAUUCAUAUUAAUGGAGCUCGGAAAAUCCACAUUGUACAAUAUAUAUUGCAUACAAAACUGAAGCCAUUGGUGGAAAAUCGUGAGAGCAUUUUUGAGAAAUGUUAUCCAAUAUCCACACAGCUUGCCCAGAAAAUGCUUACCUUUACCUACAAGUAUAUAAGUUCAUUUGGUUAUUGGGACCCUGUAAAGUUAUAUGAAGGAGAAAUAUUCAAGCCAGUUGAAAAUGCAGAGAAUCCACUUUAUCCUGUAAUCCAUCGUCAGUAUAUUUACUUUUUAUCUAGUAAGGAAACUAAAGAUAAAUUCAUGAAGAACCCAAUCAAAUAUAUACGCCAGCCCAAACCUAAGCUUACUGUGCCUAUUAGGAUUGUAAUUGUGGGGCCUCCAAAAUCUGGGAAAACUACAGUGGCCAAAAAACUCGCAAGUGAUUAUGGCUUAAAACAUUUGUCAAUAGGAGAUGCUUUGCGUACUAUAUUGAACAAUCAUGCAGAAACAGAGCUGGGAUUGAUGUUAAAUUGGCAUCUCCAUAAAGGAAUGGUAGCACCUGAUGAACUGGCCAUCCAAGCCUUAGACCUUGCUCUGAUGGACAGUGUGUGCAAUACUUCAGGCGUUGUCAUCGAUGGGUACCCUGUAACUGCAUAUCAGAUGAAUCUCUUGGAAACCAACUCCAUCAUUCCCAUGAUCAUCUUUGAGUUGGAUGUGCCUUCCAAGGAGAUCUUCAAAAGAUUGUUCCUGGAAAAAAAAAGUGAACAAAAUUUGCCUUAUCCAUUGCACAACAGUGCUCAGAUUAUAGCUAUCAAGAAUGCAAAGUACCGUAAAAAUAUUGGUGAGAUUAGGCAAUAUUAUCAAGAACAGCAUCAGAACUGGUAUGUGAUUGAUGGACUUCACAGUAAGUGGUGGGUGUGGAAUGAAGUCACUAAGAAAAUUUACAUGAUAAACAAACACAUGCAGACAUACCUGGAAAGAAUACGAGAAGGGAAAGCUGCCCUCAUCAACAAGUUGUGUAUCACACCUCAAGAACUGAUUUCUCGCCUGGGAGAAUUUGGACAGUUCUGCCCUGUCAGCCUGGCAGAAUCAUAUGAAUUAUGUGACUGCUCUGUAACUGACUCCUUGGAAUUUGCAGCAGAGUUCAGAGGUCACUAUUAUAAAAUGAGUUCCCAGGAAAAACUAAAUAAAUUUUUGGAGAACCCAGAAUUGUACGUGACUCCCUUGGCACCUCAUCCACUCCCACCUGCUGACAGGAUUCCCAAAAGGCUGACGCUGUCAGAGCUGAAGAGUCGAUUCCCCAAGUGUGCAGAACUCCAGGGCUACUGUCCGGUGACCUAUCAGGAUGGAAAACAAAGAUAUGAAGCCCUCGUACCUGGUAAUAUUAAUUAUGCUGUAGAAUACCGUGAUCGUAUAUAUAUUUGUGAGAGUAAAGAAAAACUUGAUAAAUUCCUGAGGUUUCCACUGAAAUACUGGGAUCAGAAGCUUCCACACAAACUACCUCCACUAAAGGAACCAAUAAACCUUACUAGUCUCCCUUUGCCUGGCUAUCUGGAACAGGGUACUGCAUCUUCUUUAAUUAAAGCAAUGAAUGCAGCAGGAUGCCUGAAGCCCAAAUUCCCCUUCUUAAGUGUACAGAGAUCUGCAUUGUUGUAUAUAGCAUUCCAUCUAAAAGCAUUUAAUCCCAAAGGUUCUGAAUAUACAAGAAAAAAGUAUAAGAAGAAGAUGGAACAGUUUAUGGAGAGAUGUGAACUCAUAACGUACCUGGGUGAUAAGAUGACCAGACAAUACAAGGAACCUCAGUUUAGAGCAAUUGACUUUGAUCAUAAAUUACAGACCUUUCUCUCCCUUAAAAAUAUAGACCCACUUAGUGGACAGUUUGCUUAGGUUUCCACAAUCUGAAUCUCAAGAGUUAUCUCCAGGUGAUAGAAGAAAGUUGAGAGAAAACUGAAAAAUCUCUCCCUCUCUGAAGUACAUUUCCUUCCCUGAGUGACGUUCCAUGGUUUCCAGAAUUCAAAUGGUCUCAAACGUCUACUAGCCAGGAAAAGUUGCUCUUCUGUAAGAAUAAGUUUGAAUAUAAUUUUAAAGUGUAUUGCUCCUUGCCUGAAACUUUGAUGCUUUAACAAAACAGACAUUUAUUUAAUUUCAUUUAGGAUAUUUAAAUAACCUAUUUUAUUUAAUAAACUUAUUUUCCUUUCUAAAUUUUCAAUAGAAAAAUCUAUCUCAGUUAAAAUUACUCAUAUAAAAUGUUAGAAAGCUUUGAGAAGCAAAAUUAACAUUGAUAUAAACCAGAAAUUUUGUUUAUACUUUUCACAUAGGAGUUGUUUAUAAACUUUGUGAACAUAACACACUAUCAUUUUCCCGACAAAAUAAAUGGGUAAUUUUGAAGUAA